Molecule: messenger RNA, 2451 nt
Organism: Prosopis cineraria
Lineage: Eukaryota; Viridiplantae; Streptophyta; Magnoliopsida; Fabales; Fabaceae
Exons: 5
Coding region: 1942-2451 (169 amino acids)
Cellular component (GO): cytoplasm
Molecular function (GO): protein binding
Source: RefSeq, a predicted model, not a curated record
AAAAAGUUUGGUUAGCAAAAAUGGUGAUGUUGAGAUAGAUGUGUGGUCAUACAAAAAAAGAUAAGAUCCAUGAUGAUCAUAGAUGAGAAAAAGUUGGGGUGGCCUCUAUUGAGGAGAAAAUAGUAGGAAACUAUUAUUUAAGGUGGUUUGAGCAUGUACAAAGAAAUCCAAUAGAGGUGUUGGUGAGGAGGGUUGAAAUGAUGAUCUUGAGUCUUUUGAAGAGAAGUAAAGAGAGACUAAGAAGAACACUCAAGAAAGUUAUUAAAUAGAACCUUUUGGUGAACAAUUUAUUCAAAGAAUUAACACAAUGAUGUAAUUUGACCUAUGUAGACAACUUCAUUGAUGUGUAAUUUAGAAUUAAAUGAAGAAAGUUAGUUACUUAGUGACUAUUAGAGGGAUAAAGAUAAGCCAAGUUAGCAUCUAUAUAUAGGGAGGAUGUAUAAACUUCAGCCUUUGUUUAAUGAUCAAUAUUUUCUAGAAUUCUCUCUUAUCUCUCUAUUUCUCUAUUCUUUAUCCUAUCUCUCCUUUCAUCUCUUAUCCUUACAUUGUUCCUAUUCGUCCUUUUCCUACUCAUCAGUGGUAUCAACAACCUUAGCCUCCCUUCAUGCUUGGAACUCGAUCCUAUAAUAGCCAAAGUUUAAUGGCAGAGCAGUAUGAUGAUCGUUUGUGCAAUUGAAGAAGAAUUAAGAAAGAUUGCAUCUUCACACUGUGUUAUUCAAGCCUUAUUUGCUCUAGUGGCUCUUGGACGAGAAGCGAGCACUACAUCAGGCUUGUUUAUUCAACUUGCUUAUAGACAACAAAGUGCAAGCCAAAUGAGGAACAUGAGGCACUGAAUCCAAAUGAAAAAUGAAAGAAUUUAGAAAUAACAAUGCUUCCCUUGCUAGCAAUAGAAAAAGUUUCAUUUGCAGUAUCUAUUUCUCACGCCUACUACAUGGACAAUAUGAUGUGAAUAAUUUGGAGUCCAUAGUCCUAUGAUCUGAGUCCCAGAGUCAACAAUCCACUUAGAUUUAUUUGAAUAGGUAUUUACUUCAUAGUGACCGUUACCUUGCUUGGCUACUAGGGUAGUGUGGGAUGGUUGGGAUGUUUGGCUAGAUUAUUGUAAGGCAUUGAGCAUCUCCAGUAGCUUAAAUUAACUAGUCCUUAUCAAUUGUAGACAUGGACCCAAAUUUGUCUUCUGCAAGCUCAGAAGUGGCUUGAUACCCACAAUCCUUGCCUUUCUGUGGUUUCAAGUUCAUAGGUUUACCAUGUAGGUCCCAACAAUUGUCCUUUGAAUGACUUGUCUUUUUGCAAUGAUCACAUAAGACAUGAGACUCUCCCCUUAGUGUCCUUUUGUCCUUAAUUAGAGUUCUUGCUUACCAAGGUAGAAGAUUCAGAUAGAGGAGGUAUAAGGAUAGAGUCAACUAACAUCACCUUUUGACGAGAAGCUUCUCUCCAAACUUAUGCAUGCAUCAUUAGCUAAGAACUGAAACACCUAUUCAUCCUCAAUUCAUGUUUUGUAUGUUGCUGCAUCAUGGGAACAAGACCACUCUUCCUUUGUGUUGAGGUCAAUUUCUUGCCAUAUUGGAACGAGUUCCAAAUAGAAUUUAGUGAGCUCUCGUUACUCUUGUUUGAUUUGCUGAUUUUAUGUCUUGGAAUCAUUUAUUCAAACAGCAUCUUCACCAUCCGAGUACGAGUCUUUAACAGUUUCUUGGAUAUCUAGUGCUGUUGGUAAAAACAUAAAUGAUUGCUGAAUCUAUGGAGUCAUGACAUUGACUAACCAUGAGGCCAUCAUCAAGUUUUCGAUCUCCCACUUCACCAUAGCGGUCAUGUCUAAUUUGUUUGGGUUCUUGGAGUUUUCGGUGAUGAAACCUAGUUUGCCUCACUCACCAAUCACAAGUUGAAUUGCCUAAGCCCAUUCAUGAUAAUUAUUGCCCUUGAACUUAUUUGACACGAGGGGAACGGAUGACCCCUUGGCAAAACUCAACCCAUCGACUUAGGUCAUUGGCUCUUCCAUUUACUGUGUUGGAGUGGACUCUUCCAACAGUUCCUCGUCCUGUUCAAAAUGCAUCUACUAGGCAAUCGUCCUCAUCUUCUAAGGAGCAAAAAGUAGAUGAGACAUCCCUCCCGACAAAGUUGCCCUCAUCAGAUUCAAAGGAUUCGGGCACAGAGGGACAUCAUGAUGACACUUCUGAGAGUUUUGCGUUUGCCUUGGUGAAUGGAGCACUUGGAGUUUUUGAAGUUCAAGGACGAAGGAUUCGAGAUUUCAGACCGAAAUGGCCUUCUACAUCAUUCAUAUCCUCAGAUGGAUUAAUUACUGCAAUGGCCUAUCGCUUACCUCAUGUGGUUAUGGGGGACAGGAUAGGAAACAUAAGAUGGUGGGAUGUGACAACCGGACAGUCUUCCUAUUUCAACACUCAUAGAGAAGGAAUCCGCCGUAUCAAAUUCUCUCUCUGUUGUACCAGGAGAUCAUAG